AUGCGCCUGGCCGGCGGUGCCGGCUCCCCUCGGGCCGCGCCCUCGCCCGGGAACGGCAGCCAGUGGCGAGAGACAGAGCCGGGCGGCGGCGGCGGCAGCCCCAGCCCCGAGGCGUGGUCGGGGUCUCCCAAUGGCAGCCUGGGCGGCUGGGACCCCUUCGGGCGGGACGAGGAGCUGGCGAAGCUGGAGAUCGCGGUGCUGGCCGUCACCUUCGCGGUGGCGGUGGUGGGGAACGGCAGCGUGCUGCUGGCCCUGCGGCGCACGCCGCGCAAGGCGUCUCGCAUGCACCUCUUCAUCCGCCACCUCAGCCUCGCCGACCUGGUGGUGGCCUUCUUCCAGGUGCUGCCCCAGCUCUGCUGGGAGGUGACACACCGCUUCCACGGUUCCGACGGACUCUGCCGCGUCGUCAAGCACCUGCAGGUCUUCGGCAUGUUCGCCUCGGCGUACAUGCUGGUGGCCAUGACCGCCGACCGCUACAUCGCCGUCUGCCAUCCGCUGAAGACGCUGCAGCAGCCCACCAAGCGCUCGUACGGGAUGAUCGCGGCAGCCUGGGCGCUCAGUCUGCUUCUCAGCACCCCGCAGUACUUCAUCUUCUCCCUCAGCGAGGUGGAGCGCGGCUCGCAGGUCUACGACUGCUGGGCGCACUUCAUCAUGCCCUGGGGGCCCCGCGCCUACAUCACCUGGAUCACCGGCGGCAUCUUCGUCGCGCCCGUCCUCAUACUCAUCACCUGCUACGGCUUCAUCUGCUACCGCAUCUGGCGCAACGUCCGGGGGAAGACGCGCCCGGGGGAGGCGGUGGCCGGCGGCCCGCGGCGGGGGCUGCUCCUCGCUCCCUGUGUCAGCAGCGUCAAGACCAUCUCCCGCGCCAAGAUCCGCACCGUCAAGAUGACCUUCGUUAUCGUGUCGGUGUACGUUGUUUGCUGGGCGCCCUUCUUCACCAUCCAGAUGUGGUCCGUCUGGGACCAGCGAUUCCCCUGGGUCGAUUCUGAAAACACUGCAACUACUGUUACGGCUCUGCUGGCCAGUCUGAACAGUUGCUGUAACCCAUGGAUCUACAUGUUCUUCAGUGGGCACCUCCUGCAAGACUGCAUACAGAGCUUCCCUUGCUGUCAAAAAAUAAAGCAAACGCUGAGUAAAGAAGAUUCAAACAGCAAUAGCAGGCGACAGACUUCUUUCACCAACAAUAGAAGCCCAACCCACAGCCUAAACACCUGGAGGGAGAUGCCCCUCUCUAAAUCAACGAGCUUCAUUCCCAUUCCAACAUGAGACAGGCUAUGGGACAGGAGGGCAUGACACUUUAUGCCUGUCAAAGGCAUCAGUCACGGUACCAAGGAAUGACUAACAUGGCUAUAAGGCUAACAUGCUGCCUUGCUCAAUAAGCUAUCCUGCAGCAUGUAAAUUAUUUUCUGAAAGGUAUUUAGAACUUGGGCAACUGAUAAGGAAGGCACGGCAACAAUAAAGCAAUUAUUUUUUUAAAUAGAAUUUAUUUUAAUUUUUUGUCUGUUUCUAAAAUAAUAAGUGCAUUGUUUGCUUGCUAUUUAAAGCAGUAAAAAUAGUAGAGUUAUCAUGUUUUGGAGUAACUCCACUCUGUAGUGUUAAUGCAUAAAACUUCUCAUGAUUGUCGGAUGAAGUCACAGGGAAAGAAGACAAUAUGAGCAAGACUACAGAUUAGUAUUAAACACAAAAAGAAAGAAGGUGGGAAAAAGUCCUGGCUGUCCAAAUAAAGAACACAGACUCUGAGUUGUUGGAAUUCAGUUGCUUAUACUGCUUUAUCUUGUAAAGAUCCAGCAAUUCUCAGAUACUGAAAUUUAACAGCCCUGCUAAAGACAAAUCCUUUAGUAUUGUCAGUGUAUGUGUGUGUAUGGUGGGUGAGCAUUUUUAGGGUAACAUUUCUUCUUCCCUUCAUGUUGAUGUAAGUUCUACAAUAUAUUUGUGUGUGUGUAUGUGUUGUUGCAUCUACCUUCAUUUUUUUAAACUAAUUUGAAAAAUAUAUUGAUAAAUAAGUAUGACAAGCUAUGACUAGCUCAGCAUUGUUACAAAUAAAUAUACCAAGAAAAUGCAUAAUGAAUACCAGGACAACUUGCUUUAUGGGUAAGAAUUGCAUAUUCUCUUUUUUUCUUCAUUAAGAUCAAGCUAGGAUCAAGCCACAUUUGGUUGUCAAGCAAAUACCCCAUCAGUUCAGUAGAGUGUGGCAUUUGGUAAGAGCCAUAGAACCAGUAUAUUCCAAGACAGAAAUCUGAGAAUCAAACUUACAAGUCUUCUUAUCUUUAGUUUUAAGGAGGGAACAUAUGAAAAUUGUCAAUGUUGUUGGUUUGUCUUUUCUUUUUUUUUUUUUAAUUACCAGAUCACAACAAUAUAGCACUCAAAAUUGGCAGGAAAGUGCAAUAAAAAUUAAUCACAACACAUUUGCUAAUUACAAAGCUUUCCAGGUGUGCUUGUUUUCUCUACAAUGCAUGCCAAGUAGUCUGUAGUUCAUUCAGAUGCUAAAUAAACCUGUUAAGUCUUUCAGUGGAGUAUGUAAUUUAUCUUAAGGUUGGAUUUUGAAGCUCCUUGAAUAAGUUUUGCUGUGAUUUUUAGUCUUGAGGAUCAUUUUGAGAAGUACAGCUACCUGUCUUCUCCAUUUUCCUGAACAUUCUGGAUCCUGAAAUCCAGGUGUUUUCCUGCUGCUGGAGCAGUGGAACAUGUACCUGGCUACAUAACAUGCAUGUAAGGAGAAACCUCAACAGCAGGUUUCUCUUUUUCCCACCAAAACCUAACAAGAUUGCUUUUCUAAUUGCUUGAGGAGAGUAAAAAAUGGGGUCACCAUGUGGCUUUCACUGAGAAUAGUCCCCAUGCCUGUCCCAAUAAUGGCAGCAGAAAUUAAUAGAGCUAGAUGCUGGAUAAGAUCGUAUUAAACCUGUUAUCCAGUCCAGAAGCUUCCAGACAUAUCAUCCGGUCAAAGAAUAGGGAAUAUUAUAGCUAAAAAAAUUUUUUUAAAAAAAUCGAUUUUGUAGUCACUAAAGAAAAUCUUGUCUCUUCUCUCUACUUUCCUUGUUAGCAUUUUCUGUUCUUCAGGACAGAAAUCUGGUCUAAUGUUUUGUUGUUGUUCAAAACACUAGAACCCAGAGGACAGCAUGGUGGAAUAGCUUAUAUUUAACGACUACCUUUUGACCACCUUUAGUACACAAAUGUGACUACAGCUCUCAGCAGUUCUGGAUGAAGGUUUGUGAACCUAAAGUUGCAUUUAAGUCCAAAAAAUGCAUGCAAUGGUGUUGUGUGUGUAUACUUGUGCACAUUAUAUGUACUGCAUAUAUUUUGCAAGUAGGUAAUUAACAGUUACUGAAAUUGCAAAUGUUUCAAAUUAAGUACAUUAUCCUUUGCCUAGUUUUCUCUUGGUGCUACUGCUUUCUUUGUACAUGAAAUCUAUUAAAAAGCAAUUAGCUGUACUAACAGAAUUUUCAUGUUUGCAUAAUUGAAUUGUUUUUCUAUUGGGCUUUAUAUUCAAAGAGAAAAGAUAAUGAGAAAACAUAUGAAGAAUGAUGUUGAUGACAAAACUGAGCUAAUGGCCAAUGUAUAUAUUAAAGCAAACAGACUCAAAAUUAUGAAUUUUAGUUUCUUCUAAAUAUGUUAUAAAAUCUAGGCUUACACUUGAGGCUUUCUGCAAUUAAAUUGACAACACAGUUUAACAGUAUUUCGUUUUCAGGCAUCUUUUGCAAAUACUGAAUUUUUCAUAUAAUUGUAGCACUGGAAGAUACAGCCCAUAUUUUUCAGUUGUUCAUCUGUGGAGAUUUUUUUUUUUUUAACAGCUGUUUUGAGUUAUUAUGAGGGCACACUAAUG
Molecule: messenger RNA, 3817 nt
Organism: Lepidothrix coronata (blue-crowned manakin)
Lineage: Eukaryota; Metazoa; Chordata; Aves; Passeriformes; Pipridae
Gene: AVPR1A
Product: arginine vasopressin receptor 1A
Exons: 3
Coding region: 1-1266 (421 amino acids)
Biological process (GO): positive regulation of vasoconstriction; G protein-coupled receptor signaling pathway; regulation of systemic arterial blood pressure by vasopressin
Cellular component (GO): membrane
Molecular function (GO): peptide binding; vasopressin receptor activity
Source: RefSeq, a predicted model, not a curated record